Penicillium cinerascens is the source of this 876-nucleotide messenger RNA. RefSeq lists its product as uncharacterized. The record is from RefSeq and is a predicted model, not a curated record. Bases 1 to 876 code for a protein of 291 amino acids. The transcript has 2 exons. NCBI's taxonomy places the organism in Eukaryota, Fungi, Ascomycota, Eurotiomycetes, Eurotiales, Aspergillaceae.
AUGAAUAUUCCUCUGGAUGACAACCUUGCCGCUGGUGCUGUUCAUGAAGCUGUUCCAGAACCACCAAAGCCUACAUGCACGGACGUAUUUCGAAUUGCUCGCGCUGAGCCCUGGGCUGUCAACACGGGCAACUGGUGCCUAUUCUCAUCCGAACCAAAGCUAUGCUUCCAAAUAAACCAAGGUUCCCCCUGGAGUGAAGGCUCUAUGUUUCCGAUAUACAACAUCUGGAGCCCUGCAUACUUCGGAAUUACGCUAUCACAGUCAGACUCGAAGUUUUAUAAGCUGAGCUGCAACGACCUCAUUGUCACGAGGUACGAAGAUGAUACAGCGUCCCUAAAGGCCAGAUACACUGGAUCGGUUCCCUUCGAAACGCAGAACGUGGUCGGCGGUAUCGACGUCGACGACCCCUGGUUCUUUUGCUGCAAGUGCUGCUUCCGGUACCGAGGAUGGGUGAACUUGAGUAACGGCGAACGCUGGCGAUUCGACGAGAACAACGGGUUUGGCGAGUCGUAUUACCAGUUCCAGCGCGUGCAUGAGCGUACGCAUGCUCGGGAAUUCCCAAAAGUGUUCCACAAGACGCUCCUAUGGGAGUUUCGUAGCGACUGGCAGUCGGGAUUUGGAGAGGCCCCGACGGACUUGCCAUUCACUAUGGACCGGGACACGCGCCUCUGCCGGGCUGCCUUGGGACAAAGCCAACGCUACUGGAACCCUUCUAAGCUUGUAGCCCCCGUCAUUGCUAUCAUGAAUGGAGAAAGCCUUGUCUUUCUUGACACAUUGAAGAGGGUCAAUGAGAUUGAGACUGCUAAUCUUCGGGAACUGGUUCUGAUGACGGGUCUUGCGAUUGCGAAAUUUGAACGCCGCGAGUUGGAAAAGUGA